Messenger RNA from Naegleria gruberi, 1107 nucleotides. RefSeq lists its product as uncharacterized. The record is from RefSeq and is a predicted model, not a curated record. NCBI's taxonomy places the organism in Eukaryota, Heterolobosea, Eutetramitea, Acrasida, Naegleriidae. The coding region runs from base 1 to 1107 and encodes 368 amino acids. The transcript has a single exon.
AUGCAAACAACUCAACUCACUUUCGAUCAAAUUAAAUCCUCAAUUCUCGUCUCUUUAGAUAAGAAGAAAUCUGAUCAACAUUGUAAACUUCUUUUCGAACAACUUGUUGGAAAGUUUAAAUUCAGAAAUAACAAAUAUACCUUCUCGGGAUCAUAUGAUCUUGCACAGUGGCUGGUUCUCUCUUUUGAUUCAAUGAUUAAGGAAGAUGAAAAGUUUUUCACAGAGAUUGUCAUUCCUAUUGUUGCCUAUAUUUCAAUUGUGGAUGAUGCUUGUGAUGAGAACAUGACUCUUUCGUCUAUUGCAGAGAUGAAAGAGCACUGUAAGAUAUUUAGAGGAGAACCAGUUUAUGCUUCUCACCAAGCUCUCAAGAUGGGACAAUUUGUGUAUAAUCUUAUCAAGGGAGAAAGAUUCGAAUGUAUAAGAAGAAAGGUUUUGGAAUUCCUGGUGACUGGAACUAAUCUAAUUGUAAAGGCAAAGCAAGAAUGUGAAAAUGUCACUAAAGAAACAUUGGAAAACUUUUUAGAGGAUAGAAGAAUUGACUCCAUGGCAUCACUUUUCUUUACAAUUAAUAAUUUCUUUAAGAAUAUUCAAGAAUUUGACAGAUGCGAUACUGUAUCCACUUUAUAUAAUCACAAGGCAAGUGACACCAUCAGUUUAUUAAAUGAUGUUGCCUCCAUUGCAAAAGAUACCAAAAAGCAACUUGUUAACAAUUAUGUAAUAUUGAAUAAGGGAUUGAAAGAGAACUUGACAUACACUCAAUUGAAACAACUCCCAAUUGAAGCAUUUGAAUCAUCCCUGAAUGAAGUUUUAGAAUUAAUCAAAGACAAUUUACUCCAAAUGCAAACAAUCAAAUCCUCCAACCCAUCCUACUCCACUCAAUUCGAUUCAAUCGAUGAAGUCAUGAAGGGAUAUUGUACAUGGUGUAUCAUUUCCAAAAGAUUCCAACUUGAAAAUCAUCUCCUUCCUGAAUAUCAUCCAAAGAUGACAUCAGGUGAGUUGAAGCCAGCACAAAAACCAUGGGCUGAUGAUGAUAUGGAUACUUAUUUUGUUGAUAUUGAAAAAUUCAAUGAAGAACUUCUCCUCACUUUCAGAAUAUUGAUGCUGUAA